This is a messenger RNA of Aspergillus pseudotamarii, 1191 nucleotides long. RefSeq names its product P-loop containing nucleoside triphosphate hydrolase protein. NCBI's taxonomy places the organism in Eukaryota, Fungi, Ascomycota, Eurotiomycetes, Eurotiales, Aspergillaceae. Gene Ontology annotation, molecular function: GTP binding. The transcript has 3 exons. The record is from RefSeq and is a predicted model, not a curated record. Bases 1 to 1191 code for a protein of 396 amino acids.
AUGCACUCGGAGUCAGAGUCAGGCUAUGAGUCCCAAGUCUCGAUGGACGAGCCGUUCACGCCCAUGUUUAAAAAGGAACCUCAUCAUGAUGGACAACUGCCGGAUAUCACACCAGACGAUCGUGUUAUUGCAGUCAUGGGGAUAACAGGUGUUGGGAAAAGCACCUUCAUCUCACAUUUUAACGAAGAUGCUCUUGUAGGCGAUAGCUUGAUGUCCUGCACAACCGAAGUAGGCAUCCACAAAGCCCAAAUCGACAACCAACGGAUCUUCUUAAUCGACACACCCGGUUUCGACGACACGACACGGUCCGACACCGACGUGCUCGUGGAAAUCGCCGACUGGCUCCGCUUCUCCUACAACGAAAACAUUAAACUGGCCGGAAUCAUCUACCUGCACCGAAUCAAAGAUGUGCGGAUGGGCGGCGCAUCCAUCCGCAACCUGAUGAUGUUCAAGAAACUCUGCGGCGAGAAAUGUCUCAACGGGGUGGUUCUCGCCACGACGAUGUGGAACAACCCUCCCACCGAGAAGGAAGUGAAGCGGGAGAGCCAGUUGAAAUCGGAGCGGAAGUUCUGGGGUGAGAUGAUCGGGCAUGGGAGUCAGGUGUUCCGCCAGGAUGAUGGAAUUACGUCUGCGACGGAGAUUAUUCGGUAUAUUUUGAGCCGGCCGCAGAAUGUGACGCUGAGGAUUCAGGAGGAGAUGGCCAGUGGGAAGUCGUUGGGAGAGACUGCUGCUGGGAAGGAGGUCCAGGCGGAGGUUGAGAGGCUGAGAGCCAGAUAUGAGAGGCAGUUGAACGAGCUGCGGAAGGAGAUGAAGGAGGCGGAACGGAGACAGGAUCUCAAUCAUAAGAAGGAGAUUGAGGCCGUGCGGGCUGAGCUCGAAGAGGAGUUGAAGAGCAGUAAGCAGCAGCAAAGCAUCUUACGCAUGGACAUCGACGAACUACAGAGGGAGCGAGACGCAAUGCAUCAACAGGAUAUGGCGCACAGAGAAGCCAUUGACGAGCUACGGAGACAACGCGACGCCGAGCGGGAGGAAAUGUACGAAAAGGAGAUGGCCCACAAAGAAGCCCUGCACCAGCGAGACGCCGAUCUCCGGGUCCUCAGAGCCAGAGACGAAUAUGAAUCACGAUUAUUGGAGUUGGAAACGCAAAUGGCGCGAGAAAAAAACCGUCGGGGUGGAUGUGUGAUGAUGUAG